Molecule: messenger RNA, 8940 nt
Organism: Mus caroli (Ryukyu mouse)
Lineage: Eukaryota; Metazoa; Chordata; Mammalia; Rodentia; Muridae
Source: RefSeq, a predicted model, not a curated record
CGCGCGCGCGCGCGCCCCUCCUGCCAUGUGCAAAGUAGUUUUUAGGUCACAGUAUUGUUCCUACCUACAGUAUAUAGCAAAAACAAAAGUUUAGUGAAUAAAUCUACCGCGUGUGCUUUUUCUCUUCUCGUUUAUUUGAUUGGAAAAAUGACUAGUUGUAGCCCAUUAAAUCUGUCUUCACAACCACCGAUAGGUCACACCAGAUUUGAAGAAGCGGGCCUUGGGAAAUGGGUCUGCUAUAUAUCCCCUCUACAGACAGUAAUUGAGACCCUACAGUUGCUCUUUUCUCCUUACCCAAGUAAUACAUAGAGAGGUUCUCACUGAGAAAAAUGCAAAUAGCCUAAAAGCAUGUGGAGUAACAGACCCUCAGCACAGGUGGCCACUGUAAAGUCAUCGCAUCCUCCUCCCAUCGCUCACUUAAUGUAUGCAAGAGGCUAUGUACAAAGACACAGUUUUAUUUUUCCCCAAGUGAACACAUAGUCAGAUCUCUAAUUCUACAGCCCUGGUUUCCUUUCCCUCUGGAAAAGGAGGGGAGUGAGUGAGGCGCUUCAGGGAGGACUCUGCAUUGACUCCUGGCUCCACCAUCUGCUGACAGAGUUGUUUACCACUCUGGGCCUCAGUGUCUCCAUCUGUACAAUGAGAACCCCAAUGCUGACUCUAGCUGUAGGUAUCCAUAGAUGGUUAGGUCGGUGAUUCCGAGAAAGGUCAGCUGCUGCGUCUUCCCGGCUGCCAUGGCUGUCUUCUGUGGCGACAGCAGCACAUACUUGUCCUUUUCUGCUUCAACCAGCUGCUUGGGCUGUGGUAUGUAUGUGUGUUUGUGGUUCCCAGGGAGGAGGAGCCAUGUGCAUUGGCAAUGAUGAUGCCCUCAGACCACGGUUCUUUUGGGGACAGGCCCUGGAUGCCAGGCCCUAGCAAAUGCAGACUGUGUGAAGACCUAGUGUUUUCAAAGCCAUGUCAGGGUCUCUAAGCAGGGUCUAACCUAGGGAACUAGGUUACUGCCCACUGCCAGGUAUGUGAGACCCAGGUAACUAACAGCCAAGAUCUUUAUGGAAGAGAGGGCUGUGAGCAAGUGAUAGACAGGGCAGAGGUAGAGAAGGAGGAAAACGUUCCUGCUGCUCUUGGGAGCCUUUGUGUCUUGGCCACUUGACUCAGGAGAAAUGGUGAAGGAGCCAUUGUGCCAAGGCUUCCUUGUUGGCCUCCUUGCCAUCUUUUUCUGAACUCCAGUAGCUACCUUGAAGCAAGCCUCUUUUUGAUUUCUGAACAGAGGCUAGCCUGGGGUCCUUUGCACAUUCCCAGGGUUCUCUCUGCCCUCUGCUUUGCUCCUGCACACUACCCUCCUUUCGGUUCAGCUAUUUUCGUGCCAGCCUCUUGAGUUUGCCUGGGCUGCCCUUUCCACCUGGGUGCCCUUCAUCUGCCUCCCAAGACCCAAACAGACAUCCUGUCUCCUCCUCCUGACCUCCAAGAGAAUGAGUCAUCUCUCUUUGUCUAUGUCAGUGGCCUAGCGUGGAUCUCUGAAUGAUAGGCCCUUCUGCCUUGCACAUGAGGCUAGAGCAGCUGAGCCCCAGUGCCUCCUUCCAGGGCCCACAGCCAGGGGCGGGAACUAGAACUCAGAUGCUUGGGAAUGCUUCCUGGUAGGGGCCCAGGUGAAGUGCAGAGGGUAGCAAACUCAGAGGCCCCUUUGAUCCUUGGCUGGUGCCUGUUCUCUGUGAAGAAAGUGUGUGUGUGUGUGUGUGUGUGUGUGUGUGUGUGUGUGUGUCCAUGCUCCUGUGCACUAGGAAGAAACCUAGGGGACUGGAAGAAACUGGCUCAUCCUGUUUCUCCAAGAAUGAGGUUGCUUGCCUGGAGCAAUAGGGUCCUGUGAAGAGGAGAAUGGUUGCUCCAGGGCCCUGGAUAGGGAAGUGGUAUGUCAUUGGUUGGCAGCUGUGGAUGAGAUGUUGGAACCAGCCAAGGAAUCUUUUCCCCUUGCUCUCUGGACUCAAUGCCAUCAGUGUCAGCACAAGGAUCUCAUCUGGCGGUCGGGUACUGGAAGAAGCGAGGGGGAGAGCGCACCGUUGCAGAGAGACGGCAAGAGAAAAGGGAGACUGCGAGACGCGCCACGCCGGCGCCCCAAGACCCAGGAGGAGCCCGCAGAUAACCAGCCCGAGUCAUGCAGUCUUUUCGAGAAAGGUGUGGUUUCCAUGGCAAACAGCAAAACUACCCACAGACCUCCCAGGAGACAUCGCGCCUGGAGAACUACAGGCAGCCGGGUCAGGCUGGGCUAAGCUGUGAUCGGCAGAGGCUGCUGGCCAAGGACUACUACAGCCCUCAGCCCUAUACAGGCUAUGAGGGUGGCACUGGUACACCUUCUGGCACGGUGGCCACGGCAGCUGCAGACAAGUACCACCGAGGCAGCAAAUCCCUGCAGGGGAGGCCAGCUUUCCCCAGCUAUGUUCAAGACAGCAGCCCCUACCCAGGGCGCUACUCUGCCGAGGAAGGUCUUCAGACCUGGGGGGGCCCUCAGCCACCGCCUCCUCAGCCACAGCCUCUGCCCGGGGCAGUGAGCAAGUAUGAGGAGAACCUGAUGAAGAAGACAGUUGUGCCUCCUCCAAACAGGCAGUACCCUGAGCAGGGCCCCCAGCUUCCCUUCCGGACUCACAGCCUGCAUGUCCCACCACCACAGCCUCAGCAGCCCCUGGCUUACCCCAAACUCCAAAGGCAGAAACCACAGAACGACCUUGCCUCCCCUCUGCCCUUCCCCCAGGGCAGCCACUUUCCCCAGCAUUCCCAGUCCUUCCCUACCUCCUCCACUUAUGCCCCAACAGUGCAGGGUGGUGGGCAGGGGGCCCACUCCUACAAGAGCUGCACAGCACCAUCUGCCCAGCCUCAUGAUAGGCCGAUGAGUGCCAAUGCGAGCCUGGCUCCAGGGCAACGGGUCCAGAAUCUUCACGCUUACCAGCCUGGCCGCCUUGGCUACGAGCAACAGCAGCAAGCACUUCAAGGCCGGCACCACACCCAGGAAACACUCCACUACCAGAACCUCGCCAAGUACCAACACUAUGGACAGCAAGGCCAGGGCUACUGUCCCCCGGACACAGCUGUCAGGACUCCAGAGCAGUAUUACCAGACGUUCAGCCCGAGCUCCAGCCACUCCCCUGCACGGUCUGUGGGUCGCUCCCCUUCCUAUAGCUCCACCCCGUCACCACUGAUGCCCAAUCUGGAGAACUUCCCCUAUAGCCAGCAGCCGCUUAGUACUGGGGCCUUCCCCACAGGCAUCACAGACCACAGCCACUUUAUGCCCCUGCUUAACCCGUCCCCAACAGAUGCUGCCAGCUCUGUGGACCCCCAGGCAGGCAACUGCAAGCCCCUGCAGAAGGAAAAGCUCCCUGACAACUUGCUCUCAGACCUCAGCCUGCAGAGCCUCACAGCGCUCACCUCCCAGGUGGAAAACAUCUCCAACACCGUGCAGCAGCUCUUGCUGUCCAAAGCUACCAUGCCACAGAAGAAAGGGGUCAAGAGCCUUGUGUCCAGGACUCCAGAGCAGCACAAAAGCCAGCACUGUAGCCCUGAGGGCAGCGGCUACUCAGCUGAGCCAGCGGGCACACCACUGUCUGAGCCGCCGAGCAGCACGCCACAGUCCACCCAUGCUGAGCCACAGGACACUGACUACCUGAGUGGCUCCGAGGACCCGCUAGAACGCAGCUUCCUCUACUGCAGCCAGGCCCGGGGCAGCCCCGCCAGGGUCAACAGCAACUCCAAGGCUAAGCCUGAGUCUGUGUCCACCUGUUCUGUGACCUCACCUGAUGACAUGUCCACCAAGUCCGACGACUCUUUCCAGAGCCUGCACAGUACUCUGCCCCUGGACAGCUUCUCCAAAUUUGUCGCAGGCGAGCGGGACUGCCCGCGCCUGCUGCUCAGUGCCCUGGCACAGGAAGAUCUGGCCUCCGAGAUCCUGGGACUGCAGGAAGCCAUUGUUGAGAAGGCUGACAAGGCCUGGGCUGAGGCUUCCAGCCUGCCCAAGGACAAUGGCAAGCCACCCUUCUCACUGGAGAACCAUGGCACCUGCCUGGACACUGUGGCAAAGACUUCAUGGUCACAGCCAGGGGAGCCGGAGACCCUCCCUGAGCCCUUGCAGCUGGACAAGGGUGGCAGCACCAAGGACUUCAGCCCGGGGCUGUUUGAAGACCCCUCUGUGGCCUUUGCCACCACUGACCCGAAGAAAACAAGCAGUCCCCUGUCCUUCGGCACCAAGCCUUUGCUAGGGACUGCCACUCCUGACCCCACCACAGCAGCAUUUGACUGCUUUCCAGAUACACCCACUGCCAGCUCGGUGGAUGGUGCCAACCCCUUUGCCUGGCCAGAGGAGAACCUGGGCGAUGCUUGUCCUCGUUGGGGCCUCCACCCUGGUGAGCUUACCAAGGGCUUGGAACAGGGUGCAAAAGCCUCAGACAGCGUGGGCAAGGCAGAUGCACACGAGGCCUCUGCUUGCAUGGGCUUCCAGGAGGAUCAUGCCAUCGGGAAGCCGGCAGCCGCACUGUCCGGGGACUUCAAACAGCAGGAGGCAGAGGGGGUGAAAGAGGAGGUGGGUGGGUUGCUGCAGUGCCCCGAGGUGGCCAAGGCCGACCAGUGGCUGGAGGAGAGCCGCCAUUGCUGUUCUUCCACUGACUUUGGGGACCUGCCACUGUUGCCGCCCCCUGGCAGGAAGGAGGACCUGGAAGCUGAAGAGGAGUACUCUUCUCUGUGUGAACUGCUGGGGAGCCCUGAGCAGAGGCCCAGCCUGCAGGACCCGCUGUCCCCAAAGGCCCCGCUGAUGUGCACCAAGGAGGAGGCAGAGGAGGCGCUGGACACCAAGGUUGGCUGGGUCUCUCCGUGUCACCUCUCCGGGGAGCCUGCUGUCCUACUGGGCCCCUCUGUGGGUGCCCAAUCAAAGGUUCAGAGCUGGUUUGAAUCUUCUCUGUCACACAUGAAGCCGGGAGAAGAAGGGCCGGAGAUGGAGAGGGCUCCAGGUAGUUCCGGCACCUCACAAGGCUCCUUGGCCCCGAAGCCUAACAAGCCUGCCGUACCUGAGGGGCCCAUUGCUAAGAAAGAGCCUGUGCCACGGGGUAAGAGCUUACGGAGCCGGCGAGUACACCGGGGGCUGCCUGAGGCUGAAGACUCUCCGUGCAGGGUGCCAGCACUUCCCAAAGACCUCUUGCUCCCAGAGUCUUGCACGGGGCCCCCACAGGGACAGGCCGAGGGGGCUGGAGCCCCAGGCCGGGGGCUGUCAGAAGGGCUCCCCAGAAUGUGUACCCGCUCGCUUACAGCUCUGAGUGAGCCCCAAACUCCUGGACCUCCGGGCCUGACUACCACCCCUACGCCUCCCGACAAACUGGGAGGUAAGCAGCGAGCUGCCUUCAAGUCUGGCAAGCGGGUCGGAAAACCAUCACCCAAGGCUGCAUCCAGCCCCAGCAACCCUGCUGCCCUGCCUGUUGCCUCAGACAGCAGCCCCGUGGGCUCCAAGACCAAGGAGCCAGACUCUCCCAGCAUGCCUGGCAAGGACCAGCGCUCCAUGGUCCUCCGGUCUCGCACCAAACCCCAGCAGGUCUUCCAUGCCAAACGGCGGCGGCCCUCGGAGAGCCGGAUCCCAGACUGUCGUGCCACCAAGAAGCUCCCUGCUAACAACCAUUUACCCACUGCGUUCAAGGUCUCCAGUGGGCCCCAGAAGGAAGGUCGGAUGAGCCAGCGGGUCAAAGUACCCAAGCCUGGUACAGGAAGCAAGCUUUCAGAUCGGCCUCUCCACACGCUCAAGAGGAAGUCGUCUUUCAUGGCACCUGUCCCCACCAAAAAACGGAGCCUCAUCCUGAGAAGCAACAAUGGAAGUGGGGGAGAUGGGAGGGAGGAGAGGGCUGAGAGUUCCCCUGGCCUCUUACGGAGGAUGGCCUCACCCCAGAGGGCCAGACCCAGGGGUAGUGGGGAGCCACCCCCACCCCCACCCUUGGAGCCACCUGCUGCAUGCAUGGGGUUGUCUACACAGUCAUCCCUGCCCAGUGCUGUGAGGACCAAGGUGCUGCCACCGCGAAAGGGCCGCGGCCUCAAGCUGGAGGCCAUAGUGCAGAAGAUCACCUCACCUGGUCUCAAGAAACUCGCAUGCAGAGUGGCGGGAGCCCCUCCUGGGACACCCCGGAGCCCAGCCCUGCCUGAGAGACGUCCAGGGGGCAGUCCAGCCGGGGCGGAAGAGGGUUUAGGAGGAAUGGGGCAAAUGCUACCAGCAGCUUCCGGAGCUGACCCAUUGUGCAGGAACCCAGCCAGCAGGUCCCUAAAAGGUAAACUCUUGAACAGUAAGAAGCUGUCCUCUGCUGCUGACUGCCCCAAAGUUGAGGCCUUCAUGUCCCCGGAGACCCUGCCAUCACUAGGGACUGCCCGGGCACCGAAGAAAAGGAGCCGGAAAGGCAGGACUGGGGCCUUGGGACCCUCCAAAGGUCCGUUGGAGAAGCGGCCGUGUCCGGGCCAGCCUCUGCUCCUCGCUCCCCACGACAGGGCCAGCAGCACUCAGGGCGGAGGUGAGGACAACUCCAGUGGAGGAGGCAAGAAGCCAAAGACAGAGGAGCUGGGACCGGCCUCCCAGCCCCCCGAAGGCCGGCCCUGCCAGCCCCAGACGAGGGCGCAGAAGCAGCCGGGCCAAGCCAGCUACAGCAGCUAUUCCAAGCGGAAGCGCCUCAGCCGCGGCCGGGGGAAGACCGCCCACGCUUCACCCUGUAAGGGACGUGCCACUCGGAGAAGGCAGCAGCAGGUACUGCCCCUGGAUCCUGCAGAGCCUGAAAUCCGACUCAAAUACAUUUCCUCUUGCAAAAGGCUGCGGGCAGACAGCCGCACCCCAGCCUUCUCACCUUUUGUGCGGGUGGAGAAGCGAGAUGCGUACACCACCAUAUGCACUGUCGUCAACUCCCCAGGGGAUGAGCCGAAACCUCACUGGAAGCCAUCCUCCUCUGCUGCCUCCUCCUCCACCUCUUCCUCCUCCUUAGAACCAGCUGGGGCUUCUCUGACCACAUUCCCUGGAGGCUCUGUGCUGCAGCAGAGGCCCUCCCUGCCCCUCUCCUCCACCAUGCAUCUGGGGCCUGUGGUGUCUAAGGCCCUAAGUACCUCUUGCCUUGUCUGCUGCCUCUGCCAAAACCCAGCCAAUUUCAAGGACCUUGGGGACCUCUGUGGCCCCUACUACCCUGAACACUGCCUCCCCAAAAAGAAGCCAAAACUCAAGGAGAAGGCGCGGCUGGAGGGCACCUUGGAGGAGGCCUCUCUGCCUCUCGAGAGAACACUCAAAGGCCUGGAAUGUUCAGCCAGCACCACUGCUGCCGCCCCUACCACAGCCACUAUCACUACCCCCACGGCCCUGGGGAGACUGUCCAGGCCCGAUGGCCCAGCUGACCCUGCCAAGCAGGGGCCCCUGCGCACCAGUGCCCGGGGCCUGUCACGGCGACUGCAGAGUUGCUAUUGCUGUGAUGGUCAGGGGGACGGGGGUGAGGAGGUGGCCCCGGCUGACAAGAGCCGCAAACAUGAAUGCAGCAAAGAGGCCCCUACAGAACCUGGUGGGGACACCCAGGAACACUGGGUCCAUGAGGCCUGUGCUGUGUGGACCAGCGGGGUGUACCUGGUGGCCGGGAAGCUCUUUGGGCUGCAGGAGGCCAUGAAGGUAGCUGUGGACAUGCCGUGUACCAGCUGUCACGAGCCCGGGGCGACCAUCUCGUGCUCCUAUAAAGGAUGUAUCCACACCUACCACUACCCAUGUGCCAAUGACACAGGUUGCACGUUCAUUGAGGAGAAUUUUACUUUGAAGUGCCCCAAACAUAAGAGGCUGCCUUUGUAAUCCCCGUGUGGCCGAAACUCCGAGGAAGAAGAGCUGCGCCCUCAGCCGGUCCUUGAUCCCAUCCCGGGUCUAAGUUCCGGCUGCCUUGGGCGCUGGCGUGAGGCCUAGGUUGCGAAGAAAACCGGGGCCAGGCUUGGCGAAGGCAGGCCAGGGAGUGGCCAGACCCAGGGCACAAUGUCUCAGGCGGGGUGCAAGUCCCCUGCAAGUUCUGAAAAAGACGUGGCAUGCAAGCUGUGCCCCCGGGAAGAGGCUGCUGGCUCAGUGGAUGUCGUGGGGCAGACCCAAGCCUUUCUUAGAGGCCCAGCAGCGGGGGACAUGGCCCAGCACUUGGCAUGGAUCUGCCCAAGGUCGUGGCAGCCUGGGCUCAGGCCAGUCUAUCCUUGAUGCGGGCUGGCCUGGGGUGGCGCCCUAUGGCUUCUGUUUGUCCCCUUUCCAGUCUUCCACCCCACUGUUGGAGCCCCGUCUGGAAGCCUGAGGAGACUGGGCCUGGCUACCCUCUAGCAGAUGUGCAGCUGUCCCAGACAAAACACCAACAUGGGAUUCAGGGACUGCCACUCAGCUCACUCGGCUCAUGGGCGGAGACAGUGCUAGAUUCGUGUACAAACCUGUGUACCCCUCUAUAUAUAUGUUACAUAGAAUGUAUAUAUGUUGGGAACAUGCUCGCUUCUGUGUGUCGCUGCUGUGCGUCGUGUGCUCCACAGCAGAGCCCUAACCUGGCCUUGGCUGGGGUCGGGGCCAAAGUGAUGCCCCUUCCCCGAGCAACUACCACCGUCACCACCACCACCACGGCCAGCCCCCACCUGUCCGUUUGUGUCCUCAGCUCUGUCCACGCUUCAAUAGGCCUGAUGCAGCCCCCUCUCCCUGCAACGUUCUGUACAUAUGACUGUAAAAUGGUAAACGUGUGUAUUAUAUCUGGCCUCGUUAUAUAGUGUAUAUAUAUGUAUACAUAUACAUAUAUAUAAUAUAUAUGAAGACUGUAAAUGUUAAGACAACUAGUGUUCUUAUUAGUAUAUUGCUUCACACUGAAGAUUGUGUGUAUCGAGCUGUUUCUAAAAGAUGUUUAUUUUCCUUAAGAGUUAAAAAAAAAAAAAAACAGUCAUUGCAUUCAGAAAAAAAAAAAAAAG